This is a messenger RNA of Anneissia japonica, 1343 nucleotides long. Its product is annotated as ras-related protein Rab-40C-like. Gene Ontology annotation, biological process: protein localization to plasma membrane; intracellular signal transduction. Gene Ontology annotation, molecular function: GTPase activity; GTP binding. Gene Ontology annotation, cellular component: plasma membrane; endosome; synaptic vesicle. The record is from RefSeq and is a predicted model, not a curated record. NCBI's taxonomy places the organism in Eukaryota, Metazoa, Echinodermata, Crinoidea, Comatulida, Comatulidae.
GUGUUGAACACAAAACCACAACAAUCUUACUUGAUGGUAAAAGGGUUCGUCUACAGCUUUGGGAUACAUCAGGCCAGGGGCGUUUUUGUACAAUUCUUCGAACCUACUCGAGAGGUGUUCAGGGUAUUUUAGUGGUCUAUGACAUCACAAACAGGUGGUCAUUUGAUGGCAUUGACAGGUGGCUCAAAGAAAUUGAUCAACAUGCUCCUGGAGUACCCAAGAUUCUGCUGGGAAAUCGUCUUCACCUUGCAUUCAAGCGUCAGGUCACCACCAUUGAUGCUCAACUGUACGCCUUGAAGAAUGGCAUGGCCUUCUUUGAAGUCAGUUCCUUAUGCGACUUCAACAUCUUAGAAUCCAUGACAGAACUAGCUAGAGUUGUCCUGAAACGAAAUGGAAUGGAACGAGUCUGGAGGACAAAUAAAGUUUUAAGUUUACAAGACUUCUGUUGUCGUGUGAUAGUAAAUUGCACAAGUACGUACGCCAUGGAGAAGCUGCCUCUACCACCAACACUUCGAUCACGUCUCAAAUCUUUUGCAGAUGCCAACCACAUGCAUCGAUAUAUGUUACCACAAACAGAUUUAAGAUCUAAAAAGAGGCGCACAAUCCUCAAUCCUUCCGACCCACCGUUUUCACAAAGGAAGAGCUGUAUUAUAUCAUGAUUGAAUUCUCCUCUAAUAAGCAUGUAAAUAGUUCAUCUAUGAAACAACCAGAUUUGUGAAGAUGCAAAUAUUGAAAUGAGUUUGGAUAUUUUGGUUGUGAGAAGGUGUGCUUCCUACUGAGUCAGAUGAUAGGCAGUCAACAAGGCUUGCUUGAUGGUAGUCUGGCAAGAGAAUAGGUAUUACUAAUUAUAACAGUCACUCUAUAAACAAAGAAAAAGCCUAUGAUUUUGUAUUAGAUUGAUGUUUCAUAUUGUAACCGUUUGAACAGGUAAUUGUGACUGGUGAAGGUGUUUGUCAUGUUUGUAGAUUACCCAGUUUAAGGGACAAAUGAAUGCCUUGAAGUUGACUUAUUGGUGCCAUAGAUACAGACUGUUGGUAUUGUAUACUUUUUUAUGAUGUCAUCUAUAGACUUGAAGCAAAGUGGCUCACAUCAAUAGGCUUUUUCAUAUUUUAAUGAUAUACAUACAUAACAUACAUAUGGAUUUAUGUAUAGGGGGUGGAUAAUAACACCCACUGGGUGGGAGUGUGGUUUGGGAGUGGGGGAGGCUUCCCCUUCCAUUUGAGAUGCUUUUGGAAUUAGUAGAUGGCUAGACGCUCUUAGAUGGCAUCUGAAACGAAGUUAUGUUUUAUCAGAGUAGCCUACACUACAGGAUAAGCACACCCACAAGAGGAGUGACCAUUUUU